This is a messenger RNA of Botrytis cinerea B05.10, 1267 nucleotides long. RefSeq lists its product as hypothetical. The record is from RefSeq and is a predicted model, not a curated record. The transcript has a single exon. Bases 49 to 1197 code for a protein of 382 amino acids. Gene Ontology annotation, molecular function: oxidoreductase activity, acting on NAD(P)H. Lineage: Eukaryota; Fungi; Ascomycota; Leotiomycetes; Helotiales; Sclerotiniaceae.
GAAGUAAAUAGAACCCCUUCCUUCUCCAGAAAAAGCCAUCUAUCCAACAUGGCACGCACACAAAAAGCCCUAGUCGGCGGCUUAGACAACGACAUCGUUCUCUCCAACGUAGCAAAUCUCCCCCCUCCCUUAGAAGAUGACCGAAUCGGCGUCGCCAUCAAAGCCAUAUCCCUAAAUCCUGUCGACACCAAAAUGGUCGGUGGCUACCUCACCCCAGGCGCUAUUUCUGGUUGCGACUUCGCCGGCGUCGUGACCGGUGUUGGCGGCCCCACAGCUCAGAAACGCGGUCUCAAAAUCGGUGAUCGCGUCGCCGGCGUAGUCAUGGGUAUGAACCCUCUCCGACCAAACAUCGGAGCCUUCGCCGAACAUACAUCCGUGUACUGUAACACCUGCUUGAAGAUCCCCGAUGAUUGGACAUUUGCUCAAGCUGCAUCGGGGGUCGGAGGUGUGGCGUGGUGUACAGUCCCCUGGGCACUGUUCCAUCAUUUGGCUCUACCACCUGGACCCGAAUUAGAGCCGUUGAAUAGCGAGUUUGUCCGCCCCUCCGAAGUUUUGGGACCGAAGAUAAAGAUUACAUCAAGUCAUGAUGGGACCGAGAAAUCUCCAACCACCGUCUUGGUGAAUGGUGGUGCGAGCUUCACCGGAACGUGUGCAGUACAACUCCUCAAAUUGGCGGGUUUUACCGUUGUGGCGACGUGUUCGCCGAAAAGUUUUGAGAUGGUGAAGUCUUAUGGUGCUGAUGCCGUGUUUGAUUAUUCGUCACCGACAUGUGCUGCGGAGAUUAACGCCCAUACACGCAAUGGGCUACGUUUUGUUUUAGACUGUAUCACCACUGCCGAUACGACGAGGCUGUGCUAUGCAGCCAUUGGACGAGCUGGUGGCCGUUAUGUCGCUUUGGACCCGUAUAGUGUUGCAGUGGCUGGAUCUCGUGCAAUUGUACAUGCCGACUGGGUGUUUGGGAUGGAUUUGAUGGGUGAAGAGGUCUUAUGGCCGACGCCUCAUGGGAGGAAGAGAGACGCAGUUGCGCAUAGCUUCGGGGUGCAGUGGAAUAAGACUUUGCAGACACUACUUGAUCGUGACUUGAUCCGGCCACAUCCACAGCUGGUGAGAGAGACAGGUUUGGAAGGUGCGUUGGAAGGUAUUCAGGAGAUUCGUUCCACGAAGGGGUUAUCUCAUAAGCUGGUGUAUACUCUUUGAUUAGAUGAACAGGAGCCGGAAUUAUUUUUAUACCUUGCCAGUAAAAACAAAUAUUGUAUAUUCUAAAGUA